Molecule: messenger RNA, 3135 nt
Organism: Zygotorulaspora mrakii
Lineage: Eukaryota; Fungi; Ascomycota; Saccharomycetes; Saccharomycetales; Saccharomycetaceae
Exons: 1
Coding region: 1-3135 (1044 amino acids)
Molecular function (GO): ATP binding; translation elongation factor activity; ATP hydrolysis activity
Source: RefSeq, a predicted model, not a curated record
AUGUCUGAUUCAGAACAAUCCAUCAAGGUUCUAAACGAACUUCUAGAGAAGUUGGCUAUUGCCACUCCAGAAAACAGAACUGACGUUGCUGUUGAGGUUGCUACUUUUGUCAAUGGUAAUAUCAUUGAACAUGAUGCUCCAGAACAUUUCUUCAACGGAUUGUUUAAGGCUAUCAAGGAUAAGAAGACUGCUGCUAAUGCUCUAGAGACUGUCACUCAUAUUGCAAGCAAGUCCGAUCUUUCUCCAAGUGUCGAACCAUUCAUCAUCACAGCAGUUCCAGCUAUCUGUGAGCAAACGGCUAACAAGGAUCAAGCGAUCCAAGCUGCAGCUUCACAAGCUUUAUUGGCUCUUGUUAAUGCAAUCAACCCAGUUGCUGUUAAAGCUUUGUUGCCACAUUUGAACACUGCUUUAAGCAACACCAACAAAUGGCAAGAAAAGGUUGUUGUAUUGGAAGCUAUCACUGCUUUAGUUGAUGCUGCUAAGGAACAAGUUGCUCUAAGAAUGCCUGAGUUGAUUCCAGUUUUAUCUGAAGCUAUGUGGGAUACCAAGAAGGAAGUUAAAAACGCUGCCACUGCUACUAUCACCAAGGCUACUGAAACUGUCGACAACAAGGAUAUUGACCGUUUCAUUCCAAAGUUGAUUGAGUGUAUUGCUAAUCCAAAUGAAGUUCCAGAAACUGUUCAUUUGUUAGGUGCUACUACUUUCGUUGCUGAAGUUACUCCAGCUACUUUGUCCAUCAUGGUUCCAUUGUUGGCUAGAGGUUUGGCUGAAAGAGAAACUUCUAUCAAACGUAAAGCAGCUGUCAUCAUUGACAACAUGUGUAAAUUGGUCGAAGACCCACAAGUUGUUGCUCCUUUCUUGAGUAAAUUAUUGCCAGGUUUGAAGAACAAUUUCGCCACCAUUGCUGACCCAGAAGCUCGUGAAGUCACUUUAAGAGGUUUGAAAACUUUGAGAAGAGUCGGUAACGUUGGUGAUGACGACACAUUACCAGAAGUUUCUCAUGCUGGUGAUGUUGAAACCACUCUUGGUGUUAUCAACGAGUUGUUGAAAUCUGAAAGCGUUGCACCAAGAUUCAAACCUGUUGUUGAGUACGUCGCUGCCAUCGCUGGUGAUUUGAUCGAUGAAAGAGUCAUUGAUCAAUUAGCUUGGUUCACUCACGUUACUCCUUACAUGACUAUCUUCUUACAUGAAAGAAAGGCUAAGGAAAUUAUUGACGAAUUCAGAAAGAGAGCUGUUGAUAACAUCCCAGUUGGUCCAAACUUCGAUGAUGAAGAAGAUGAAGGUGAAGAUUUAUGUAACUGUGAAUUUUCUUUGGCUUACGGUGCUAAGAUCUUAUUAAACAAAACUCAAUUAAGAUUGAAGAGAGCUAGAAGAUAUGGUCUUUGUGGUCCAAAUGGUGCUGGUAAGUCUACUUUGAUGAGAGCUGUUGCUAACGGUCAAGUUGAUGGUUUCCCAACCCAAGAAGAAUGUAGAACUGUCUAUGUUGAACACGAUAUCGAUGGUACUCACGCCGAGACCUCUGUCUUGGACUACGUCUUUUCCGGUGAUGUCGGUACUAAAGAAGCUAUCACUGAAAAAUUGAGAGAAUUCGGUUUCUCUGAUGAAAUGAUCUCCAUGCCAAUCGCUUCUCUAUCUGGUGGUUGGAAAAUGAAAUUGGCUUUGGCUAGAGCUGUCUUGAGAAAUGCUGAUAUCUUAUUGUUAGAUGAACCAACCAACCAUUUAGACACUGUCAACGUUGCUUGGUUGGUAAACUACCUAAACACAUGUGGUAUUACCUCCAUCAUUGUUUCUCAUGACUCUGGUUUCUUGGACAAUGUCUGUCAAUACAUUAUUCACUACGAAGGUCUAAAAUUGAGGAAAUACAAGGGUAAUUUGUCCGAAUUCGUUAAGAAAUGUCCAACUGCUCAAUCUUACUACGAAUUAGGUGCUUCUGAUCUAGAAUUCAAAUUCCCAGAACCAGGUUAUUUGGAAGGUGUUAAGACUAAACAAAAGGCCAUCGUCAAAGUCUCUAACAUGACUUUCCAAUAUCCAGGUACUUCUAAACCACAAAUUUCUGACAUCUCCUUCCAAUGUUCUCUAUCUUCAAGAAUUGCUGUCAUUGGUCCAAAUGGUGCUGGUAAAUCUACUUUGAUCAAUGUCUUGACUGGUGAACUGCUACCAACUACUGGUGAAGUUUACACUCACGAAAACUGUCGUAUCGCUUACAUUAAGCAACACGCUUUCGCUCAUAUUGAAUCUCAUUUGGACAAGACUCCAUCUGAAUAUAUUCAAUGGAGAUUCCAAACUGGUGAAGAUAGAGAAACCAUGGACAGAGCCAAUAGACAAAUUAACGAGGAUGAUGCUCAAGCGAUGAACAAAAUCUUCAAAAUCGAGGGUACCCCAAGAAGAAUUUCCGAAAUUCACGCAAGAAGAAAGUUCAAGAACACCUACGAAUAUGAAUGUUCUUUCUUGUUAGGUGAAAACAUAGGUAUGAAAUCGGAAAGAUGGGUUCCAAUGAUGUCCGUUGACAACGCUUGGCUUCCAAGAGGUGAAUUGGUCGAGUCUCACUCUAAAUUGGUCGCUGAAGUUGAUAUGAAGGAAGCUUUGGCUUCUGGUCAAUUCCGUCCUUUAACUAGAAAGGAGAUCGAAGAACACUGUGCUAUGUUGGGUUUGGAAUCUGAAUUAGUCUCUCACUCCAGAAUUAGAGGUUUGUCCGGUGGACAAAAGGUCAAAUUGGUCUUGGCUGCAGGUACUUGGCAAAGACCUCACUUGAUUGUCUUGGAUGAACCUACCAAUUAUUUGGAUAGAGACUCCUUAGGUGCUCUAUCUAAAGCUUUGAAGGCCUUCGAAGGUGGUGUUAUUAUCAUUACUCACUCUGCUGAAUUCACUAAAGAUUUGACGGAAGAAGUCUGGGCUGUCAACAACGGUGUUAUGACACCAUCUGGUCACAACUGGGUCAGUGGUCAAGGUGCUGGUCCAAGAAUCGAAAAGAAGGAAGAUGAAGAGGACAAAUUUGACGCUAUGGGUAACAAAAUCAGCGGUGGUAAGAAGAAGAAGAAGUUAUCUUCCGCUGAAUUGAGAAAGAAGAAGAAGGAAAGAAUGAAGAAGAAGAAGGAAUUAGGUGAUGCUUACGUCUCUUCCGAUGAAGAGUUCUAA